Messenger RNA from Adineta ricciae, 978 nucleotides. The record is from the annotation of a GenBank genome assembly. NCBI's taxonomy places the organism in Eukaryota, Metazoa, Rotifera, Eurotatoria, Adinetida, Adinetidae.
AUGACUCAGAGGAAAAUCGAUGAUCUAUUUUCUCUAACAACAUCAAAAUCGAAUAAACGUUCUCGUACGACACAAGUCGCAGCAAAUGAUCGCGACGAACUUGACGACUUGUUCGACACGGCGAGCUCGACAAAGCGCCGGCGUAGUAAUCUAAAACCGUCCACAGAUGUUUUCGAUUUCGAUACAGUAUCAAAAAUUCCGAAACCAAGUUCGUUGAAAAAGAAACGAAGCGAUGAGAAUCAAGUCAUAGACGAGCUUUUCAAUAACGACACGCGCAAGAAAAUUCGACGACCUAUCAAACAGGAAGAAGAAUCUACCGAUGUAUUGGACAUGUUCAAAACACGCACGAACGCAAACAUUCAUUCAGCUAUCACGACAACCGAUGAUUUUAAAACGCCAAGUACAUCGAAAGCGCUCACGACGCAGAAGAAAAUCAAGAUGUUCUUCGACGAUACUGAUCUCAUAUCUCUACGCGAACAGAACGAAACUAAAGACUACGCGCAUAUCAAACCAGUGUUAGUUACAAGUGGACAAUGGCUGUCUAAAGAAGCUGAAACAAAAUCGACCUGUAAACCAACUAAUUCAUCUGGCGAAAACGAUAUACCAGAUGAUCAACGCAAUCUAAUGCAUAUUCAAUAUGCUUCACUUGUUCUCGACGAUGAUGUAAAUAGUACGACUAAGAAGAAAAGUCAGGAAACGAAACGUUCAACUCAAAAACUUGCAGACGGAAAAUCAUUUCAAAAACAACUCGUUCUCUCCGAUUCUACCGUAGUACGAAAAGAACAUCUGCAAAGUUGUUAUAACGCUCUGCUAGAAGAUAUAAAUAAGCCACGACUGACAACAGCAUCAUCAUCUUCGACUAAACUAAAGAAAUUGUUCACUCCCACAUCUGCCCUCAACGAUCAUGAUGAUGACGAUGAUGAUCAAGUGGCUCAUGUCGAUUUUUUUGAUUUAUCAACUCGAAGAAAGAAAUUUUGA